AUGGUCGCGCACUCACCCUGGCUGUUUUGGGCCUGCUUGCUCUCCCUGUGCGCCGGGGACAAAGACUCGGAUACCUGCGACGCCUCCUCAGCUGCAGCAGAGCUUUUCGGCCCGCCAGAACAGCGUGAUGACGAGUGGCUACGUUGGAUCUCGCAGCAACGGGAGGUCGCCGAGCCUUUCCGACGGGCCAAAGAGGUCCUUCGAGCUCCCGCCACUGCGCAGGCGGUGGCAUCUGCCUGGAAGGAGGUGCAGCACCUGGGCACCGAAGGAGGGCGCUGCGAGGAGAUCGAAGGGUCGGGUCGCUUCGUCGUCCGCUACCUGGACUAUUGGUCCGAGAUUGCGGCCUCAGCGAAGAAGAUAGAG
Symbiodinium sp. CCMP2456 is the source of this 363-nucleotide messenger RNA. NCBI's taxonomy places the organism in Eukaryota, Dinophyceae, Suessiales, Symbiodiniaceae. The record is from the annotation of a GenBank genome assembly.